CGGCCGCCCCUUACGUGGUGAUGUCACCGCGUCACGCUCGCCUCAGCCGCCAAACGUCGUUCCCCGUUUCUUUUCCGUAGUAACCAGGUUGUGGGAGGGGGGCCUAAAAAAGAAAAGCGGGGGGGAAGCAACCUAAAAAGUGUCUAAAGUGAAGGCGGUAGUGCGCUGAUGUUCGUAUAGCGGCCUCUUCUUCUGUGUGCGGGGUGCUUUACGGAGAAGGAGAAUCCAGGCCCUCGGGCGGCUCACGAGCUGAAAGGCAUCGACUGGAGAGAAAACAACAGAGGGAAGGGGAGCGCAGGGGUGAACUGAUGACAUUUUAAAUUUGAAGAAGAAUGAGUAAAAGGAGUGUGCCAUGCUUAAACAUGAACUGGAACAAAGGUGGCCCUGGCACCAAGAGGGGUUUUGGUUUUGGUGGCUUCGCGAUACAACCUGGAAAGAAGGAAGAGCCUAAACUCCCUCAACAAUCCCAUAGUGCUUUCGGAGCCCCUGGUUCUUCAGCUGGGUUUGGGAAGACACCGCCACCUCAGCUGCCUUCUUUUUACAAGAUUGGAUCAAAACGAGCAAAUUUUGAUGAGGAGAAUGCGUAUUUUGAGGAUGAGGAGGAAGAUUCCAGUAAUGUUGACUUACCAUACAUUCCUGCUGAGAACUCUCCCACUCGGCAACAAUUCCAUUCCAAACCAGCUGAUUCGGACAGUGAAGAUGACCCCUUGGAGGCGUUCAUGGCAGAAGUGGAGGAUCAAGCUGCAAGGGACAUGAAGAGAUUGGAAGAUAAAGACAAGGAGAGAAAGAAUACAAAGGGUAUACGCGAUGAUAUUGAAGAGGAAGAUGACCAAGAGGCUUAUUUCCGUUAUAUGGCAGAAAACCCCAAUGCUGGUGUGGUUCAAGAAGAGGAGGAGGAUAACCUGGAGUAUGAUAGUGAUGGCAAUCCGAUUGCACCAUCCAAAAAAAUCAUUGACCCCCUUCCUCCUAUCGAUCAUUCAGAGAUUGAAUACCCACCAUUUGAGAAGAACUUCUAUGACGAGCACGAAGAAAUCACCAGCCUCACUCCACAGCAAGUGGUGGAGCUACGCCAUAAGCUAAACCUCCGAGUCUCUGGAGCUGCUCCUCCAAGGCCAGGAAGCAGUUUUGCUCACUUUGGUUUUGAUGAGCAGCUCAUGCAUCAGAUCAGGAAAUCGGAGUAUACUCAACCCACUCCUAUCCAGUGCCAGGGUGUUCCAGUGGCACUGAGCGGCAGAGACAUGAUUGGUAUAGCAAAAACUGGCAGUGGGAAAACUGCAGCCUUCAUUUGGCCAAUGUUGAUUCAUAUCAUGGAUCAGAAGGAACUGGAACCAGGAGAUGGUCCUAUUGCAGUAAUUGUGUGUCCAACCAGAGAGCUGUGCCAGCAGAUCCAUGCUGAGUGCAAGCGCUUUGGGAAGGCCUAUAACCUGCGCUCUGUGGCCGUGUAUGGUGGAGGAAGCAUGUGGGAGCAGGCCAAAGCUCUACAGGAAGGCGCAGAAAUUGUUGUCUGCACUCCAGGCCGCUUGAUUGAUCACGUGAAGAAGAAAGCUACCAACCUCCAGAGGGUCACCUACCUUGUGUUUGAUGAAGCUGACAGAAUGUUUGACAUGGGUUUUGAAUACCAGGUCCGAUCAGUCGCCAGCCACGUGCGCCCUGAAAGGCAGACUCUCCUGUUCAGCGCAACGUUUCGGAAGAAGAUUGAGAAACUGGCCAGAGACAUUCUGAUUGACCCAAUUCGAGUGGUGCAGGGAGACAUUGGAGAGGCAAACGAGGAUAUCACUCAGAUUGUGGAGAUCUUCUCCUCUGGCCCCAACAAGUGGAACUGGCUGACCAGCCGCCUAGUGGAAUUCACUUCUUCGGGGAGUGUCCUUCUCUUCGUCACCAAGAAGGCAAAUGCAGAUGAACUGGCCAAUAACCUCAAGCAAGAGGGGCACAGCCUGGGUUUGCUGCAUGGCGAUAUGGACCAGAGUGAAAGAAACAAAGUCAUCUCAGAUUUCAAGAAGGGGACCUUCCCAGUUCUAGUAGCUACUGAUGUGGCAGCUCGUGGUCUGGAUAUUCCUUCUAUUAAGACUGUGAUCAAUUAUGACGUGGCUCGCGACAUUGACACCCACACCCACCGAAUUGGUCGUACUGGCAGAGCAGGCGAGAAGGGUGUGGCCUAUACAUUGCUGACUCCCAAGGAUAGCAACUUUGCUGGAGAUCUUGUUCGGAAUUUGGAAGGGGCUAAUCAGCAUGUUACCAAAGAACUCUUGGACUUAGCCAUGCAGAAUGCUUGGUUCCGGAAAUCACGUUUCAAAGGUGGGAAAGGCAAGAAGCUAAACAUUGGUGGCGGUGGCCUGGGGUACCGUGAGCGCCCUGGCCUAGGUUCAGAAAGUGCGGAUCGUGGGAGUAACAGUGUCAUGAGCAAUUAUGAAGCGUAUAAACCAUCCACGGGAGCAAUGGGAGACAGGUUGUCUGCAAUGAAGGCAGCAUUCCAGUCCCAGUACAAAAGUCACUUCGUUGCAGCCAGCUUUAGCAACCAGAAGACUGGCAGCUCUUCAGCAGGUGCCAGUGGGUGGACCAGUGCUGGCAGCUUGAACUCGGUGCCAACAAGUUCAGCACAGCAGAACUUGACAAAAACAGACAGCCCCAUGGGCUCAGCAUGUACAGCCAAGGGUAUCCCAGGCUUCACAAGUGCUGGAACCUUGAACAGCAUCCCCACCUUCCCAAGCCCUGGAAUUCCAGGAUACAACAGUGUGAAUGCCAACAACAACAGCAGAGAAGGCAGCAGCGCAGGCAGAGAAAAGUACAGUGAGAACCGGGGCAGCAGUCGCCACAGCGACGGCCAGCGCCAUGGAGAUGGCAGCAGUCGCCACGGUGAUGGUCAGCGCCAUGGGGAAAGCUAUCGCCAUGGAGAGAACCGCCAUGGGGACAGCCAUCGUCAUGGUGAAAGCCGACAUUCUGGUGGUGGUGGUGGAGGAGGAGGAGGUGUUGGUGUUGGUGUUGGUGUUGGUGUUGGUGGUGGAAGCAGCAGCAGCCGCCAUGGAGACAGCCGGAAUAAUGGGGACGGUCGGAACAGCAGUGAAAGCAGAAAUAGCGAGAACAGGAACAACGAGAGUAGGAAAGAUGGCAACAGCAGGGACAACAGCAAGGCAGAUGGUUUUGCUGUGCCUGAGCCGCCAAAGCGCAAGAAGAGUCGGUGGGAUAGCUAAGAGCCUGGGCUCUCCACCGAGUGGCAAGGGGUGCGUGUCUCUCUGUCUGUAUCUCUCAGAAGAGGGCCUCUCUACUACUAAGUGGCAACUGAGAAGGAUAAGCGUGGGCAGCAGUGAUCCCCAACCAAGCCUUGGCUGGCACAUCUGCAGACAGCUUCACUUCAGUGGCACGUCGAUGUUGUGCUUUGGUCAAAAGGAAAGCGUUCCCUUUCAUGGAAUUUCUCUCUGUCUGCCUUUAAAGAAAAAAAAGAAAAAAUCCGUCCACCUGAGGGAUUGCAAAAGGCCAAUCCGCAUUAGCAAGAACAAAAUGUUUUGUGUGUGUGUGUGUUUGGUUUGGGCUUUUCUUUCUUUAAUGAAUGUGUCCAGAAAGAGUUUUGAACUGGGUGGGUAGGUUUUUCCCCCAAAUCAUUGUGGACAUAAGUACACUAGAGCCCCUGUGCUUCAAAUCGGUGACUUGCCUGCCAUAUCAGACCUGUCAAGCCUCUGUCCCCAUCACCAUUGCACCCCUUUCUCUGCUGGUCCGAUGCCCAUUCAGAUGGUUUUAGAAAAUGGUAGUUUAGCACUGUGGCCUCGGGUGGAAGGGAAAGGGCAAGCUACAUCCAAGUUAGCCCAUAUAUACAGAAUCUUAGUCCUUGCAUGGAAAGCACAGUGUUUUGUUGUGGCUUUUGCCCAUUCUUCAGAUAAUCUCCUUACCCUUUUCACCUGAGGCAUCAAUGCUGAGCAGCUUAAAUCCUCAUUUUUAGAUUUGUGAGCAGGUGCUCAGGCUUGAUUCCUUUUAUGUCAGUAGUCUACAGCUAAAGCAGGGACACUGAGCAAAAGUCCAAGUUGUCCCCCCCAUCCCGAUCCCCUCUACUCAUGUGAUACUGUUAGCAUGCUAGUAGGUAACAGGGACAGCUCAAGAUUCUAUUCCUGGUGGCAAGAAACAAAUAAGCAGCACAGCCUGCAAAACUCAAGUCACUUUCCCUCCAUAUUUUAGCUUGCUAUGAGGAGUCAGUAGAACAACAUAGGCGAGUAGUGACAUGUGCAGAUUUGCAGGGAUGGAAUGGUCACCUUACCCAUGCCAGCCUAAACUUUACAUACCUUGCCGUCUUCUGGGUGGUUCCUUGUGGGAACAAAGACCUGGAGUGCAGCAGGAAAACUGCCCUGUAAAGACUAAUGGAAUCUGUUUGCUUCUAGUUAAGUUUCUGCAUCUCCACAAAGUAUCCGCUUUCUACUCACAUUGGUCCUUGAAUGUGUGCAUAGCCGGUAGGAGCUUCAUUAAGCUGAAGUGGAUUGAAAAGACAGACUGUGCUGCCCAUGGAGAGAGCCUGUUCAGAAGGUUCCCUAGGAAGCCAGUGAGAUGCAAAUUGAUUCUUACAACAGCUUCCAUUUGGAUGGGAUUGUGUGUAGAUUGCUUUGUGAAUGUUCCAGCAGUUUCCCCCCACCCCACCCCAAAGGCAAAAACAGACUUGGGGAGUGAGAGACGCUUCAGAUUACAGUAUCAAGUAAUUGUGAUUUGGGGGCUAACCCAGGAAGGUUUCAAACAUUGUAAAUUUGGGACUGGCUGCUGAAGAAGCAUCUGUGCAUACUUGCUAAAGUGGAUCCCAUGAGAAACAGAAUGUGCUGUUCUUUCCAAAAUGGCUUUUGCUUCCAUCUGGAAAGAAGUAGCAAAUGUAAAAAUAUCUUACUGUCUGUGUGUGGAUUUUCUUUUAUUUUUAACAGUGUGUUCUUGGGCUUUUUAAUCUGAUUCCUUUUUUUUUUUUUUUUUGCCAGAGUGGUAGGGAAAUCUUGUUUGCUGAAAAUAGUUCUGUUCUUGCUUCUCAUUUAUAUGAAGAAAUAUUUGAAUCCAUGUCAGGAUCCUGUGACAUGCUGUUCCCUUUACUUUCCGCUUGCUCUUCUAGUAAAUGUUUUAUUAAUAGAACAA
This is a messenger RNA of Hemicordylus capensis (graceful crag lizard), 5091 nucleotides long. It is a transcript of the gene DDX42, whose product is annotated as DEAD-box helicase 42. The record is from RefSeq and is a predicted model, not a curated record. The coding region runs from base 333 to 3188 and encodes 951 amino acids. Lineage: Eukaryota; Metazoa; Chordata; Lepidosauria; Squamata; Cordylidae. Gene Ontology annotation, molecular function: nucleic acid binding; ATP binding; RNA helicase activity. The transcript is spliced from 19 exons.